UCCUAAACUUCCACCAAAACAAAAACAAGGCAAAUGUAUAAAACAAAAAUUAAGAAAAAAAGGACAAAGAUUGAAUUUUUCUUCACAUUGACUCCCUUGAAUCCAUACAAUCAAAUUUUAUAGAAGAAAAAACCCAGAAAAUUUACUCAGAAGGGUUCACUAAAAUUGUGCCAAAAUUGCGAAUACUAAAGAGUACGAGCUGCAAAAUGCAGCAGAAGGGACAAUAAUUAGUCCAUCUUCUGUUAUGGAGGACCAACUGCAUGCUACGCCAUCGUCGACGUUACCCCUUUUUGAAGUUGCCGAGCUACAUCCGGCACCGUCGAGUUUAAUCAUCGAGGGAGGGGAUUAUCCUCAGGUACAAAGCUUUGCGGAUGUUAGGAACAUAUUGUUUGUGGAGUCUUCUAAGAUAUGGUCUAUUGCAACUCCUAUUGCGUUCAAUAUUUGGUGCAAUUAUGGGAUCAACUCCUUCACCAACAUUUUCGCGGGUCAUAUCGGCGAUAUCGAGCUAUCGGCUGUCGCCAUUGCUUUGUCGGUCGUCGCGAAUUUUUCAUUUGGUUUCUUGUUAGGAAUGGCGAGUGCACUCGAGACCCUAUGUGGGCAAGCAUUCGGUGCUGGACAAAUAGAUUUACUCGGCAUAUACAUGCAACGAUCCUGGAUAAUCUUAUUCGCCGCCUGUUUCGCCUUGUUGCCUCUCUACUUAUACGCCACCCCACUACUAAAACUCCUCGGUCAAGAACCUGGCAUUGCCGACCUCGCCGGAGAAUUCACCAUGCAAGUCAUGCCCCAAAUGUUCUCAUUAGCCAUCAAUUUCCCCACCCAAAAGUUCUUACAAGCACAAAGCAAAGUCGGGGUCUUAGCCUGGAUAGGCUUCGCCGCCUUCGUCGGACACAUCCUAAUCAUUUUCCUCUUUGUUAAUGUCUUCAAAUGGGGUACCACAGGUGCUGCGGUGGCUUAUGAUAUAUCAGCUUGGUUGGUUGCUUUGGCUCAGCUUAUAUAUGUGGUGGGAUGGUGUAAGGAUGGCUGGUCCGGGUUGUCGUGGCUAGCUUUUAAGGAUCUUUGGAGUUUUGCUAAGCUUUCUAUAGCUUCGGCGGUGAUGCUUUGUUUAGAGAUUUGGUACUUCAUGAUGAUAAUUGUUCUUACUGGUCACCUUGAAGAUCCAGUCAUUGCGGUUGGGUCCCUUUCAAUAUGCAUGAACAUCAAUGGCUGGGAAGGCAUGCUAUUUAUCGGGCUAAAUGCAGCUAUAAGUGUAAGAGUGUCUAAUGAGCUUGGAUCAGGCCAUCCAAGGGCAGCCAAAUAUUCAGUGAUAGUCAUUGUUGUGCAAUCUCUUCUGAUAGGGUUACUUUCAGCACUUGUAAUCAUGGCUACCAGGAACAAAUUUGCUAUCAUAUUUACAGAUAGCGUAGAAAUGCAAAAAGGGGUGGCUAGUUUGGCUCAUCUUCUUGGCAUAACCAUGGUGCUAAAUAGUGUGCAGCCAGUUAUAUCAGGUGUUGCUGUGGGAGGAGGUUGGCAAGCCUUGGUAGCUUAUAUAAACUUGUUCUGCUAUUACAUUGUUGGCCUCCCACUUGGAUUUUUUCUCGGUUAUCACAUUCAUUUUGGGGUCGAGGGAAUUUGGGUUGGCAUGAUUUGUGGGACAUUCUUGCAAACGUUGAUCCUCUUGUACAUUAUUUAUCAAACUAAUUGGAACACAGAGGUUGAGCAAGCAUCUGAACGAAUGCAACAAUGGGGAACUGAACUACAAGUCUCCGAAAACAAAGAAUAUAACUUUUCCCACUAAAUAUUCAACAUUGUCAACGUUUGCAAACGAACCACAUUUCGUAAACUUUAGUUGAAAUCCCUCGACAAAAACUUAAUUUGUACAAUUUUUGUACCAUCUUUAGAUUGGAUUCCUUUGCUUUUAGAGCCUUCAAGUAUAGUUUUCUACAAUAUUUUUUUUUUAAUUUAGCCAAAUGCAAAAUACUACAUGACAACAUGCAUGUAAAUAGCUAAUGGGCUUGGUUACCAAAAAGAAAACAUUUUAGAUAACAAUUUGCUGCUAUAUAUAAAAUUUAGUAAAAAUUAAAUCACACAUGGCUUGAUUAAGAUAAUGUAACUAAACUAUUUUAUGAAUUAAUAUUAUUUUCAUUUUU
Gossypium arboreum is the source of this 2126-nucleotide messenger RNA. Its product is annotated as protein DETOXIFICATION 34. The transcript has 7 exons. The record is from RefSeq and is a predicted model, not a curated record. The coding region runs from base 245 to 1774 and encodes 509 amino acids. Lineage: Eukaryota; Viridiplantae; Streptophyta; Magnoliopsida; Malvales; Malvaceae. Gene Ontology annotation, cellular component: membrane. Gene Ontology annotation, molecular function: xenobiotic transmembrane transporter activity; antiporter activity. Gene Ontology annotation, biological process: xenobiotic detoxification by transmembrane export across the plasma membrane.